This is a messenger RNA of Xyrichtys novacula (pearly razorfish), 10356 nucleotides long. Lineage: Eukaryota; Metazoa; Chordata; Actinopteri; Labriformes; Labridae. The record is from the annotation of a GenBank genome assembly.
AGGUUGGGUCUGGGGUCCACCAUCAAGGAUUGAUUGGUGAGUAUCAGGAUGUCAGGAAAUGUCAACAAUAAAGGGUUUUCAAAAGACAUGAAUCACAAACAUCAUCUCUGAGUCAUUCUAUCCUGUUGGACAGUUUUGUGAAGUUUUGUCAGAGUCAGUUUGUAAGCUCAGCCGGAAUGUUGUUGUAAAAAGCAAGUUACCUAUAGGUGGUUUGUGCAAAUGUUUACCCUCAAGGAGAGUGUGUCAACUGUGAAAUCAUGAAACUUCUGCCCAGAUUUAAUUAUUUGAUGAAAAUUUGGCACUAUUGUCACCAGCUGCUUUUUUGCACCUUUCCACUGACUUUGCAUGUUUAAAACUAAGGAAGCGUCAAACUUUUGCACCAAAAGAUCAGGUCUAAUGCAGUAACUGCAUCUGAGAAAGAACAACCAAAUUCAGAAAGUGCUGCUACUUGAAAACACACAUAUGAAAACUGUCAGUAUAGCCAGGACCCUGAGGUGGCUACCACUGACUUUCAUAUGCAGGUCUUUUCCCUUAUAGAUAUUUGAUGUAGCACAAAAACGUAAUCGUGAAAUAUCAGCAGUACGGAGUAGGUUCUUUUACAGGAUGAGGCCCUGUGUUUAGAAAUGUAUUUAUAGGUUGAGGUGAGGGCCUAUAUCCUAAACAAAGACAGAUGAAAGCUUUCAGUCAAGUUAUUUUAUUUAUCAAGAUAGUUUUAUUUACUUUUUUACCUGCAUAUAUUUAAGGACAGCUCUGCAGCUUUCCUACUUUCUAAGGAGGAUUAAAAGCAUGAAAGGUUUUCACUUCAAAGCCAAAGUUGUUCCCAAAGAGCCUAAAUCUGAGAGUAUUGGGUCAUUCUGAGAGUUUUGGGUCAGCCAGGACAGAUUUCCUCUUCUGACAUCACCACAGACCCAGAUCCUGGUGCCAGUAACUGGCCCAGAUUGUAAUUCAUUGGCGGGGAUAAGGUAAGUAGGGUACGCCUCUAUUCCUUCAGUACAGCGACUCAGCAGAAACCAUUACAGCACUUCGUGAAGUGAGCCCUGAUCACCGCUUAACACUGAAGGCUGCAUGCAGAGGAGUCUAGUUGCAGGGCAGAAAACAUGGACACCCAUUAUCUAAUUUUUCUUUCAAUUGUGCCUCAGACCUAAUCAAAGAAAAUUGGAAAGAAAAAGUGCAAUAGAUUAACCAGGGAGUAUGCAAAGUUCCUACCACGUAUGUAAAAUGUGCUCCAUGUAAAGGUUCAAAUGUUAUGCUUUUUUGCACUGUGUAAGAUGAAGAUAUUUGGAAAUAUUUAAGGUAAAAAUAUUAAAAGUAAUUCAGAGAGUCUGUUUCAAGGGCUGAGAAAAUUUAACUUCCGGGUCAUCAAAACUGGGAGCAAAUUCUGCCUGCAUUUAUUGAAAAGAAAUUAAGAUUAGAAUUGGAAUUUAAAGUGUUACACCAUUAAAUAAAAUCACUGAUAGCUUAAUAUUGAUGCGUAGAAACCAGUAUGUAUAUUUUUCAUUUCCUUUCUUUCAUAUUAAAGAUUGACAACAUUACAAGUAAAGAAAAUGUCCUCCUUUCAUAGGUGUCUAUACACAGUUCCACAAAAUAGCCUCAAAAUGAGAAAUUUACUCACAAAACAGAAAUAACUUCAAUUUAAAAAAACAAAACAGUUUUUUUUAAUAUUUUAAGGUGACCAAGUAAGAAAUUAGUUUCAUAUAUUGAAUUUUAUUUAAUUACAUUUCAUCUGAUUUAAUAUGAUUUUGUUUUAUUGUACUUAAUUCAAUUAAAUUUACGUCAUAUCAUAUCAUUUAAUUUAAAUUAAAUUUUACUAUAUUUACAUUUGAUUUCAAAAUUUUAAUUUAAUUUCUUAUUUAAUAUAUCUUAUUUCGACGUAUUUUGUUUCUUUUUAGUCAAUCUCUCGUUUAGUUUUUUAUGAUAUUUUAUUUUACUUGGAUUUAAUUGAAUCGGUUUUUUUUUAAUCUCCGUUGUAACCUCCGGCCACACGGUGUCGCUGUGCGCAGAGCGGGACAGCGUUUGUUUAUCAAAAAAACAACAUGGAGGACGAGUUGGAUGUUGACAUCGAGGGAGAGGAGUUAGACAGCGAUCUAAAGUAAGAUUUCUAAUAUAUUGGAUGAAAAAACACGUAGAUUCUCCGCUGGUGCUCUCAGUCGGAGUCUGGACCGGUUUACCAGGACUUGGGUUCAUUUUUCUGUCCGACAGAGGAGAGAGAAGGUCGGGGUUAGCCUUCAGUCUGAGGGGCAGCAGGAGCGUUUAUCUACUGUAUUCAUGUUACUGUGCAGAAUAAUGUUAAAUUAAGAGUUCAUAUGAUUUUAAAGCUAACUUUAAUGUUAUUUUGUUUGAUAUGUUACAGUUAAUGUUUAUUUGAAUUGUAAAGUUGGCGGUUUGUCGUCUGUGUGUUAGUGAGCUGCAGGGAGCGGGUUUGGUCCAGGAUCACUUCUUACAGUCCGCCUGGAGGAGCAGCGCCGGAGUGCUCGUAUGUCUCUAUAAAACUUACAGACCUUCUGCUAUCUGUUUACUGGUCUACCUCUGUUCACCUGUCUUCGUCCGUGUGUCUCUGUUUAGCCGUGGGAGCUGGACUCCUCCAUCAGCCCGGAGAACAGGGAGGUGAUAGAGAAGAUGCUCCUGGAGGAACAGUAUCCUGACUGACCUUAAACGCACCACACACAUACUCAGUAUUCCCUCCAGAGACGGGUUUUGCAAAUCAGCAUCCACUAUAAACACUACAUACUGAAACUGGAUAGCUGCUCCCUUUUUAUCUCUGUAUAUUGCAUCCACCCUUAACAAAUAAACCAUAAAUUAGUCAUAAAAAUCAGCUUAAAUUUGAAUACUGAGCUUAUAUAUAAUUUUUAUUCUUCAUAAUACUGACUCAAGUACCUGUAAUAAAAUACUAAAGAUAAAAUAUUGAGAUCACUGCCAUCACUGUAAGGUCAGGCUCAGUUCACUAAAACAAUCCAAGCUUUGGAAGACCAGAGGUAGAAAAACAUGCAGGUUUAAAAGAUGAAACUGACUCCAUUUGUGGAUUUUCCUGUUAUCAUAUUGCAUUUGAAAGAAAAACACACACACUGCUUUAAAGGACAGGAAAAAAAUGCAAUUACUGACACUUUAACCUCCUCAUGUGUCAUCGUUGUCAUUUUCUCCCGCUUAUCUUUGCCUGGGUCGCUGGGGCAGCAGCUUCAGGAGGGAAGCCCAGACGGCCCUCCCCCCAGCCACUUCCACCAGCUCCUCUGGGGGAAUCCCAGGCGCUUCCAGGCCAGCCCAGAGAUAUAAUCCCUCUACCUGGUUCUGGGCGAUUAGGGGACCACGAGGUCCCCUCCCGGUUGAAACUUCUAACAAGAGGCAUCCAGAAGGCAUCCUAACCAGAUGCCCGAGCCACCUCAGUUGACUCCUCUUUACAUGGAGGAGCAGUGGUUCUACUCUGAGCGCCUCCCGAGUGUCUGAGCUCCUUACUUUAUCUCUAAGGCUGAGUCCGGCCACCCUGCGAAGGGAAACCCAUUUCAGCUGCGAGCUUGUUUUUUUGGUCAUAACCCAAGGUUUAUGACCAUAGGUGAGGGUCGGCACGUAGAUCGACCAGUGAAUUGAGAGUCCCGCCUUACAGCUCAGCUCUAUUUUCACCUCGACAGAUCCAUUAAGCACCAGCAUCACUGCUGACACCGCUCCAAUCCGCCUGUCGAUCUUCCGCUCCAUCCUACCCUCACUCAUGAACAAGGUCCUCCUCAUAUGUGGAUUUUAAAUCUCAGUGUGAAGUGUGUUUGUCCUGAGCUGUACCUGUAGAUACUACCUGACAGGGGAGAAGGUCCAGAAUCACAUCUGGGAGGGUGAUAUAAACAACAAAGCCAAAGUGAAGAAGUGAGUCAGUUAUUCCUCAGACAUCAACUUUAUAUGAACUUCUUUGUAUGGUUUGUUUAUUUCCUGCUUUUCUCACCUGGACUUUCAGGUCUCCUGCCAAGACAUCAACCUCUGGAUCCUCGUCUCGCUGGUCAAAACAGGAGAGGGAGCUGUUUGAGGAAGGACUGGUGAGUCCUCCCCACAUCAUCUUGUUCAUUUUAGAAUAGAUUUUAGGAUUUCCUGAGUACCUUAAAGCUAGUAUAGGUCUGGCUCUAAGUUAUGUCACUGAACUAUCGACACUGUAAUUUCAGCACUUCACCUAUUUAUAUACCUUUUUAUAUUGUUGUGGCUCUCUUGGUAUUUUAAUUUCCUUCUGUUUCACUUCUCUUAUUGUAUUGCUUUUAUUGUCUGAAGCAGGUUUCUGUUUCCUUUCUGUCACUUUUUUAGUUUGUCAUCUUCAGUCCACAAAGUCUCAGAAACUUGCUGGUCUUUUGUGCUUCUUGGGUUCACAUGUUUAAUAUAUUGCUGUUGGGUUAUGAUGUUGUUUUUUGUGUUUCUCCUAUUCUGCCUGUAUGUCAAAGUACUAUAUGAACCUUUGUUGUUUAAGGUACUAUUCAAAUAACGUUUUUACUAUCUUUGUUGUUAUUACAGGUCUGUAACAGGUUUGAUGUUGUUGGAGAGUGUGUUGAUGUCUGAUGUGUGUUUCCUUGUAGGCUCAGUUUGGUCGAAGGUGGACUAAGAUCUCUAAGCUGUUGGGUAGCCGCUCUGUCCUGCAGGUGAAGAGUUACGCUAGGCAGUACUUCAAACACAAGGUGAGACGCUUCAUAACAUUUUAAUCCUGUUUGUUUUUUUUAAGUUGUGAAUUCUUUAAAUUUAGCUCUAAUACCAAAGCGUUUCUCUGAGUUGUAAAAAUGUAGGCUAAACUGACUGCUUCUUCAUCUGCACAUUUAUUUCAGACUAAAUCUGACUCCAGAGCUACAGCCCCCCCUGCUGGUCCUGUGGAACACCUGCAGCCUCCUCAGCUCGCCUCUUCCCAGCCCCUCGCUCUGUCAAAAACGGUGCGGAUAGAGAAGCUGUCUGAUGAGGAGGAUGAGGAGGUAGACAUCACUGAUGACCUGAGUGAUGAAGGGGAUGGGGAAUCCUGUGAACCAGAGCUGCAAACAGAGACCGAGACCCUCACAGACCCCCUCACACAGGAUCAGUCCGAACCAGGUCUGACUGAGAACCAGCACAGUGAGAGCUUCUCGUCUCCUGAAAGUCCUGGAGCAAAGACAGACUCUGAGGAUGAGGACUGUCAGCCUGAGGGUCCAGCUCAGACCGGUCAGCAGGAGGACACCUGCAGAGACAGAUCAGGUGGGACUGAAGCUUUCCUGUGAAUCCAACUCAUGAUAACACACUUCCUGUUUGUAUUUGUUUGUAAUGUUCCUGUUUAUUUUUCCUCGUAGAUCCUGCUGAGAGGACAGAGCCGAAUCAGACCGAUGCACCUGAGGAAGACCAGCAGGAUGAGGAGGAGGAAGAGGAGGAAGAGGAGCUGAAGGCCCCUGAGCAGGAGGUGGAGAUGGACCUGGAGACCAUCAGUGAGGAUGAGAAACAAGCUAUCCCAGAGUUCUUUGAGGGCCGACCGUCUAAGACCCCAGAGAGAUACCUGAAGAUCAGGAACUACAUCCUGGACCAGUGGUAAAUUCUGACACAAUAGGUCGUGCAUUUACCCUUUACUCUGUAGAUGAGGAAGAGGAGUUCAGUUUCUGUUUUGUGCUUUAGGAUGAAGAGCAGACCCAGGUACCUGAAUAAGACUUCAGUACGGCCCGGUCUGAAGAAUUGUGGAGACGUGAACUGCAUCGGGAGGAUUCACACCUACUUGGAGCUGAUUGGAGCCAUCAACUUUGGCUGUGGUGAGUUCACUAAACCUGGGAAAACAUGCCGCUGUUCUUCUUGAAUGGUUAAGAUAUUUGUACUGAGUAAAUAAAAUGGGGUAAAAUGAUUGGGGCUAAAGGGAAAUGUCGAGUUAACUCGUAGAAUGUAGACAGCGGGGUUAUUAAACAAUUGUAAAUCUCUUUUUUGUCUCCUCUCACAGAACAGGCGGUCUACAAUCGUCCCAGAGUGGUGGACCGGUCCAGACAGAAGGAGGGCAGAGACGUGAUGGAGGCGUACCAGCUGGCUCAGAGGCUACAGAGCAUGGUGGGUAAUCCAGAUCCAAUCAUCAAUCAUCUGAAUAUGAGUAUAACAAGGUCUGAGCUAACCGCUGAUUGGCUGCAUGUUGUAGCGGACCAGGAAGCGCAGAGUUCGGGACACAUGGGGGAACUGGUGUGACCCUAAAGACCUGGAGGGACAGACCUAUGAGGUGUGGACUUCAUGAGACAUUCUUCACAUUUUAUCAGUGAUCAGAGGAUGACUUUUGAUAAGUUUAAUCACUCCUCCUGUGUUUUAUCAGCACCUCAGUGCAGAGGAGCUCGCUCGGAGGAGAGAGGAGAUGAAGAAUCGACCUAAACCCUGCAAGAGCUCCAGAUUCAGAGAGUGAGUGUGAGAAACACACGCAGCAUGCAGCUUUGUGUUUAUGUAUGUUUGAUGAUGAAUAACAUCACCCUCCCAUUUUCAUUCAGGUCUGUAGAUCCAUUUCAGCUGAUUCUCUGCAGGUCUUUUGGAGAGGACGUUCAGGUUAGAGGCUGUUUUUACUUCAUUUAGUCUUUAGUAGGGCCUGAUAAUGAAGCAGAAGAAGCAACAUUUGGACUUAAUACAACAGAAAGGAUUGAGUGAAGCUGGGAGCAAAAGUUUGAUUUGAAAAAUAGGAGCUGUCAAAAAGAGAGGAACCCCUACCCUGAACAGAUGGCCUGAUUUUCAGCCUUAAAGGGACAGUUUGUGUUUUUGAAGUAUGUUGUUCCAGGUCCUUGUUUGACUCUGUUGCAUAAUGAAAUAACUGACAUAAAUGAGACAAAAUGUAAGCGUACCAAAUUGAAUCCAACAACCAGUGCGUCCCACUGUUACCUCCACUGAUUUUUACUGUAUUCAUCAGCAACACAACUAAUAUAGACACACUUUGUUUUGUAAUCUUGCCACGUCAUAGUAGGGUAUCACAUCAGGUGAUCUGUGUGAAAACAAGGCUUGUCAAUGACACUUUACAAUAAUCCAAAAGUAAGAAAGUGCAGAAUAAAAGAGCUACAUGCAACCAGCUGCAUAUAACUUUUGAAGCAGCAGUAUGAAAAAGUUCAUGUUUAACAUGAGACGCCACACCUCAAUUGUUGCUUUAGCAGGAGAGACAUUUUUUUCUUACUGUUGCAGAGCAUUCAUUAGGUACUGCAUAUUAAGAGAUGCAGAGGUAGAGAAGGACAAGAUAUCUUUAAAAUUAUUAAUAAGAAUAUAAAACAGGUUCAAAAAAAGUUUUUACAGCAUAAAAAAAAAGGAUUAUGGGAGAAAUUGUCUCAGUUUGAGCUUCUGGAUGUUGGUUCAUUUGAUUGAUAAUCAGUCACUCUAGUCUGUUCUGGUUCUAUCUAGGAACUAUUCCUUUAACAUUGGCUGAUUGAAUCACUGCCCAACUCAAACAUUUCAACAUAACAUGCAGGCGCUCAUACAACCACACACAGCAUGUCUGGAAUGAAAAAUAAAAUCUCAAUCUGCAGUUUGCAAUCAGCUGUUUUAUUUGACAUCAGCAUAUUUACAUUCAUGCAUUCAUCAUGUUUAUCUACAGAAUUAAAACUCUUCAUCACACCAACACACUCAGAUUAAAGAGACUGAAUCAGGAUCAAAUGUUGUUUUUCCAGGAACCGUUCCAGGUUAUUGUGUGUGCUGAGACUCUGCUUAUCAUGGAUAUGGUAUGACACACACACACACACACACACUCUGCUCCUCUCAUCCAUUUAUUCCUUUUUUGUCUCCACUGCGUUUGUCAUGUUAUUCCUUGUUUUUAGAUGCACUAACAACAAACAAACAAAAAAAAACAUGUGUUUGUGUGUCUGUCAGCACGCUCACGUGUCACGGGGAGAAGUCAUUGGCCUGCUGGGAGGAACUUUUAACGAGGAGAAGAAAGUGUUAAAGGUAAGAGAUGAGGAUGAGGAGGAGAGAGAAUCAAAGUCUGUCUUCAGAGACUGAUGGUUGUGUUUUUGUGUGUGUAUUUGUGUGUGUGUGUGUGUGCAUGUUUGCAGAUCUCUGCAGCCGAGCCAUGUAACAGUGUAAGCACAGGUCUGCAGUGUGAGAUGGACCCGCUGUCUCAGACCCAGGCCUGCGACAUGCUCUCCUCUCUGGGCUUCAGCGUGGUGGGCUGGUACCACUCACACCCGUCUUUCCACCCAAACCCCUCAGUGAGAGACAUCAACACACAGGACCAGUUCCAGGUGAGACCAGAACCCUCAGAACGCAGAAGGUUUAGAGUUUGUUUCUUAAAGCUGCAGCCUGAUGAUUUCUAUGACGAGUUAAACUAAGAACAGUUACUGCAGGUCUCAAGAUGUGUCUGUCUGCAUAUAUUCAGAAAUCAAAACUGGUCCAGCUUGUACAAUAAGAAGAGAUUUGAGUAUUUCAACUGCAAAAUCACCAAAGAAAUGCAGCAAGCUGUUUUUUUAACUGUUAGCAAUGCAGUAUGUAAACAUCUGCAAUCUGAUUGGUGCUGUUAUCUGCAUGCACAUUACAGAGUUAUUUCUCUCGUGGUGGAGCCCCCUUCAUCGGAAUGAUUGUGAGCCCAUAUGACCCGGCUAACCGCUCCCCCCACUCCCAAACCACCUGCCUGUUAGUGAGAGAGAGCCUGGAGCCCACAGGCUUGCAGAGUGAGUUCAGCACACACACUCACACACACACACAUACAGAGGGAUAUUUACUUGACAAACUCUCUAAAUCUGAUCAUUUAAAGUCUGAACAGAAUAAACAAGCUCUACAGAAGCAUCUCAUCCAGGACAAACAGGGCCCAGCAGUUUUAAAUUGCGUUCUGUUGCAGAGGGACAGUUUCAACAUAAAGAGAUUUCCUGUAGGGUUUUCUGUGGUUGAUUUUUUUAGUGUUUUUAUUACUCUGUAGUUUGAUUGUCUAAGCACUUUGUAAACCUGUGUUUUUUACAGGCGUCACUUCAAUGAAGUUGUAAUUGUUGUUUGAAAAUACUUACCAGGAAGAGAAACACCAGCAUGUACGCUUAAUUCUGUCACUCAGGGAAAUAGGUUCUUCGUUUGUAAUCUCAAACUCAUACUGCUGCAGGCAAAACAGAUUUUGGGUGUAUUCCUGUGACCCUUCUUUCAGUGCUUUUGUUAAAAACCAAACCUGUAUUCACACAGACACACUAAGUUAAAAAUUUUCAGUUUUAUGUUGACAUGCAAAUAUAGUGAUAUUUCUGCAAAAAGCCGGGGUAAGCAGAUGUGAGAGCAAAGUAGAUGAAAUUCAGGAGAUACUCUUGGUUAUAUGAAACACGGAAAUAGAGGCCAAAUGUUGGUCUAAAAUACUUUGUUGAUUUAAAAUGUGUUGUCCUAUUGCUUAUUAACUUUGUAAUUUUUCUGCCUCGUAGUUUCCUCUACUGUCUGCUCACCCUUGCACUUUGUAUUUUAAAUGUAAGGUCUUUAGUAAAUGUGCCUUUCUUCCUCAGAGCUGCCGUACAGGUUUGAUUUCCUGUCAUCAUCAGACUGUCCAAACUGGGAUCAGACGCUGAGGAGAGCUCAGUGGAUCAUCGACAAAUACUCUCAGUCACGGGGGUGAGUGAUGGUGGUCCUCCAGACUCAGAUCUGUCCCUUCCUGGUGGAAAAACUAAGUUUUUCUCUUUCUGCUCUGUGUAGGAGCGUGCAGAUGGACAGGUUCUUCCGGAAAGACUCUCAUCUCACCUGUCUGGAGAAGGUCCGUCUUGCCUGUUUGCAGCUUGUAUUAUUUGUGCACAUCUCGCUGACCUCUUUUGUUUUCCUCUCUUUAGAUGCUGUCGUCUCUGGCACGGUACCUGGAGCCCCUGCCGGAUGAAGAGGGAGACCCCUUCCUCACACAGAUCCAGGCUCUGUUCCAGUUAGACUUUAUUUCCAAACAGCAGCAGCAGGAAGAAGAGGAGGAGGAAGAGGAGCAGUCUGAGGAGCCUGUAAAUACCUCACACAGACAGCUGGGUUCAGAUGAGCAGGGUUUUGUUCUGCUGAAUGAAGAGUGCCCCCUGCAGGCAGGAAGAGACUCUAAUGAAGAUGUUGGUGGAGCUUUAACCAGCAGCUUGAAACCUGCAGACAGCAGCACAGUGUUACACCUGGGCUCUGUACUGUCCUCUGAGCACGAUUAUUUACUCUGAUCCUGGACCCUUUAGAGAUCCUGACUGAACAUGUUUUAGUGAUUAUUUUAUGUAAAUAUGAUGAUUACCACCGUUACCAGCAUAUAAAGUUAGUUUUUGAGCAUCUUGUUUUUUUAAUCCUUAUACCAAAACCUCAAAGACACCUAACCCUAACCACCAGUACAUGAAUGUGUGUGUGUGAUUGUUUGUGUCUAUAUGUAAAUGUGUGUAUGUAUGAGUGUGAGAAAAGAAGAAUGUGUGUUAACCUAGAGAAAAUGCUUUUUUUUUUUUUUUUGAAGAUGGGAAAUAAAAAAACACUUUCACACCA